GAAAUUUACCAGUUUACCAUGACUAAUGUGUGAAAUCUGUCAUCUAUUUUCAUGAUUUACACAAGGUCCUAAUAAGAAGCACAGAAAGUUGAUAACACAGCAUGAAUACUAGCUUGUAGAUCUACCUACAUACUUUAGGAAGCGUAUUUGUCAUUACUUUGUUAGAGCCAUUGCUGUAUCUAUGAUAUCAUCACUGUAAACUGCUGUUACUAACAUGACAAAACAUAUUCUUGUCUGUUAUUCAGAACUUAAAUCAAAUGAUGCAAUGCUAUCAUAAAAGAAAUAACUGACACUCUGGAAGGGGAAGACAGAGGUUUUUUUGCCUGCUAACAACUGAUAGAAAAAGACUUCCAAAAGAACAGGGAAUUUCACAUAAUCCAUUAGUUAUUAUGGAUGGCACUCUUAAUUUCCCAACUCUUAUGUGGGAAAUCCUUUAAGAGUUGGAAUUUAGCUCACUUCUUUGUGUAUUUCUUAUAAACAUGGUCUGGGCAAAGCAGAGAACACAGUCAUGAACACAGUCAAAAAAAAACCACCCAGGUUACCUGAGUCAAGGCUCAGAAACAUUUAAGGUAGUGCCGGUGACAACUGUGAAGUUCAAAACCAAGAUUUCCUGUGUUUUGAAACAGGGUUCUGUCAUGGUGUUUGAAGAAGGACAAAAUAUGACCUUUGAACUGGUCAUUGCAUGAUGAGGACAUCAGCAUAUGUCUUCUGCGUACAUCCUCUUCUGAUUGCUUUACAGAUUUUGGUGCUAGGUCAAAAAAAUUGGAUGAAUAUUGCUGUACUGCUGUUCCUGACAGAUCACUUCUGCCUCCAAAGAAAAAAGACUUCCCAAUUUCUUAUGUAAUUUAUAGAAUGGUUGAGUAGUUUCUGAAUGGGACAUUAAAUAAAAAAAUAAAGAGUACGCUUACAAAACAAAAGUUUGUUUGUUUGUUGUAAUAAAAUAUAAUCCUUGUUUAGAGCAAGCAGGCCUUUUCAGCAAGAAUUAUACUUCUUAUUGGACCUUUCUUCCAACAAUGGUCUUCAGUAUUACCCAAGCUAUAUAUCACAUCACAUAUAAUGCCACAAAAAAUAAUGAGAGACAUUUAAAUUGAUACAAGAAUCUCAGAUGAAGUUUGGAAUAUGUGAGCUGCCUCUACAUGGGUUGAGUGCAGAGCAUGAGAACAAAAUCAAGUCACAAACUGAAGGACAGCAAAGCAAGUAAACUCCAGGGCUGCCUCCUAACAUGCUGAGCAAUGCAUGGAUAGGCACAGAUUCUGGAGUAGGGACCCAGACCUAAUAACAUUGAUUCAGCCUCCUCAGACAGGCUAACAUGAAGCUCCAUUUCACUUCAGUUAAUAGCUAUUGAUAUGGAAAGUUAUGUGGUCUUAAAGGACCUAUGAAAGUACUUAAGCCAACACAUCUGGGUUAGAAAAUACUAUCUGAAAUCAACACAUUUUCUACUAUAAAACAAAAGGGAUUGCAGCAGCUAAUAGUGUCCACAUAAAUUUCUAUUUCAUUGUAAGCUAUUUAUAUAUACCACCUAUGUUAAUAUUGGGACUUGAUGGUCUUAGAGGUCUUUGCCAAUCCAGAUGAGUCUAUGAUGUCACCGACUAUCAGUCUGUGACAUCACCUGUCAGUGGAUUGUGACUGUGUGGCCCUCACUGCUCAUAGUGGGGUGCCAGCAGAGCCUGGCUCAGUCUGGCUUGUUCCUGGACGGUGCUGAGCAGCUCUGCGAGGCCUGGAGGUCAAGCAAGGUUUUGGCUGUGCUGUGCUGGGUCGUGCCUGGGGCUGCUCGCAGCAUCUCAGUGCCUGACCCCACAGUAUUGCUUCUGUUUCCCUGGCCCUGCCUAGUUCAGGCAGCUGGGACCCUACUGAGCGCACCCGCAGCAGCAGAGGGCGAGACACCACCGCUGCAGCUGCGUUGAAGGAGAACAACUCAUCAUCUUCGGUUCUCCCAUCCCCUGCAGCAAGAAGACCAUGGCUGCAGAAGAUGCAUGGACAUGUCCUGUCUGCCGCGAUGUGCGACAGGACAUCGCCUAUGUGAUUCCAUGUAAUCACAUGUUCUGCACUGGCUGCAUCCUGCAGUGGGCGAUGUUGAGAAACAGCUGCCCACUGUGCAGGACAGUCAUGCAGACCAUUCGGGUCUCUGUGCCGGGAGGCAAUCUGUACGUAGAGUGCAUUGUCUCCCCACCCGCGCUGCCCAUGCCUGUCAGCAUUGACACCAUCACUGCCACUGGCCCUGACAGUGCUGAGGCAUCUCUUUCACCCCCUCCACCACCAUCCCCUGAGCUGAUUGCUCCAGAGCCAGAGAGGGUGGGUGGCCUCCUAGCGGAGGAAUGGGCAGCACUUUUCACGGUCAGACGAGACAUCCUUGACCCAGUGCUGCCCUGGCUUGAGCAGCAGUUGUCACACAUCCAUGUGCUGUGCCAGUGGCAAAUCAACUGGCUAAAGAACAUGAUCGUGUCACACCUGUGCCAGGUGGGGCUGGACAGGGACGCCCUGGCACAGCGCUUACAGGGCAUGCUGGGACCCAUAGCGAUGCCAUUCACUGAGAUCAUCAUUGAAAUCAUCCAGAGACUGUGCAUCCAGGAGGCCCGGAGACUGCUGGGCCUCGAAGACUCCAGCACUGCCCAGGAGCAGCAGGGCAGCCCUGAAGACCCCGGCGCUGCCCAGUCGCAGGAGGACGGCCCCGCGGCCGCUUCCGACCCUGCUGCCUCCUCGCAAGAUACCGCCGCCCCCAGCGCAGAGGAGCUUCCCGGCACGUCCAGCGGGGCCCUCAGCGAGGUUGCAGGCGAGCUCCCCGCCGCACCCAGCCCCCGGGAGCGGGAGCAGCCCAGCGAGGAGCCGAGUCCCGAGGCAGCCGGUCCCUCCGAGCAGCUCUACAACCGCGGCCCUUCCACUCGCGGCCGGGGCAGGAAGCGCUCGGCUAGGAGGCCCAGGCGCCCCACCAAAAGGAGGGCCGGCAGCGCCCAGCGCGAUCCUCCGCCCAGCAAGAGGCGGCGCCCCCGGCGCCUCUAGCGGUGUCACACACGUUUUCAAUAAAAUUAAAAGUGAUUGUUCCACAUGAAGUCUCGUUCCUACUCAAAACAGAGCUGGUGCUGUUAUGUGCAUGUUGCUGUUUCCCAGAGGUGCUUAAAGAAAGGGAAAAUGGGAUCCUUGGGGACACAUUUUAGUGGUAGGCCUGAUAAGGGAAGGUGAACAGUGGGAGCUGAUGAUCACAAAGAUCUUU
Molecule: messenger RNA, 3208 nt
Organism: Phasianus colchicus (ring-necked pheasant)
Lineage: Eukaryota; Metazoa; Chordata; Aves; Galliformes; Phasianidae
Source: RefSeq, a predicted model, not a curated record